AUGGCAACAGACCAAGUAUUUGUAAAAGAAAUCUCAGCUACUGCAAUAACCGGUAAAGAUGCAUGGAAUAGACCAACUCCACAACCAAUUAAUAUCUCAAUAUCCGUGUUAACUGAUUUUCACAAAGCUUCAGUAACUGAUAAAUUGAAAUAUAGUGUUAAUUAUGCAGUUUUAACUAGAAACAUCUCGGAUUUUAUGAAAUCAAAUGAGCAUAAAAAUUUCAAAUCUUUAGGUAAUAUUGCAGAAUCAGUAAGUUCAAUUGUAUUAAAUGAGACUAAAAAUUCAGGAAAAAUAGCCAACAUCAAAGUCAAUAGUCCCAAAUCGGAGAUCAGAGCAGACAGUGUUGAAUAUGAAGUGAUACGAAGUAAUGAUGAAAGUUUACCAAUACUGGAUAUUUAUAGAGUCAAAAAGCUAAGAUUAUUAACCAUUAUUGGAGUUUUCACCUUUGAAAGAUAUCAAAAACAAAUAGUUGACAUUGAUCUAGAAUUCAAGAUCAUAAAAGACGACCCAAAAUUAGAUUUUCACAAGAUUGUUUCGAAUAUUGUAAAUUAUGUCGAAAAUUCAAAUUUUAAAACUGUUGAAGCAUUAGUGUUCAAGAUAGGUCAAUUGAUUUUUCAAAAAUAUGGAAAAUUUGGGAUUGAAUCUGCUGAUGUUAAAGCUACGAAACCUAAUGCAUUUAGUCAUGUUGAUGGGGUUGGGGUAAGUUCAUUAGUUACUAAACAAAAUUUUAAAGAUGCUCCUGAUUUGGAAUUGUCUCAUCCUAAAGAAAUGCCGAAUGGAUUUGAUUUACCAGUUGAAAGUUCAACAACUGACGACUUUAAGGGUGAUCAUGAAGCAUUUAUUGCAUUUGGGUCAAAUGUUGGUAAUCAAAUACAAAAUCUUAAUAAAUCAUUGGUUUUACUAAAACAACACGAUAUUUCUGUUGAAGCAACUUCUUCAUUAUAUGUGUCCAAACCAAUGUAUUUUCUUGAUCAGCCAGAUUUUUUGAAUGGAGUAAUUAAAGUAACUUUCAAAAAUCAUUCACCACAAGAUUUACUAAAAAUUCUAAAAGAUAUAGAGUAUAGUCAUCUACAACGUGAGAAAGAAAUUGAAAAUGGUCCAAGAUCAAUUGACUUGGAUAUUUUAUUAUAUGAUAACGUACAAUUAAACACUCCAGAUUUAAUCAUACCGCACAAAUCAAUGCUUGAAAGAACAUUUGUACUACAACCAUUAUGUGAAUUAUUACCGCCAGACCAAAUCCAUCCUAUUAGCGCAGAGCCAUUUCAUGAACAUUUAAAACAACUACUAUUAAACGAGCAAGAUUCAGAUUUACAAAAAGAUUCAAAAUUACUACAGAUUAAUCCAAUACCUAGAUUAUCAACCAAAGAAAAUAUUUUAAAAUUUGAUCAAAUAAAUUACCAAUCACCGACUCUAAUCAUGGGAAUAUUGAACAUGACACCUGAUUCGUUUAGUGAUGCUGGAAAGUAUUACAAUAGUGAAUUGGAAAAAGUGGUGGUUGAAGUUGAGAGAUUGAUUAAUGAAGGUGCUCAAAUUAUUGAUAUUGGAGGUGUAUCGACAAGACCCGGAAGUAUUGAACCACCUGAGGAUGAAGAAAUUGCAAGAGUAUUACCAUUAGUUGAAAAAAUUAGAAGUUCUUCAAAUCCAAAAGUUGCCAACGUUUUAAUAUCCAUAGAUACUUAUAGGUCAGAAGUUGCCAGAAGAUGUUUGUUAGCUGGUGCAGAUAUUAUAAAUGAUAUAUCAAUGGGCAAAUAUGAUGACAAAAUUUUUAAAGUUGUUGCAGAAUUUGGAUGUCCUUAUAUUAUGAAUCAUACAAGAGGUACACCAAAAACAAUGUCUUCAUUAACAAAAUACGAACCGAAUAAAAAUGAUGAUCUUAUUGAAUUUUCAAUUGAUCCAAAAACGGGACAAGAAGAAAUAAAUUUAAAACCUGAGCUAACAAAUUUGUUAAAUGGCGUAUCAAGAGAGUUAUCCUUGCAAAUUUUAAAAGCAUUUGCUAGUGGUGUUAAGAAAUGGCAAAUUAUAUUAGAUCCAGGUGUAGGAUUUGCUAAAAAUUUAGAACAAAAUUUGGGAUUGAUUCGUAAUGCAUCAUUCUUCAAGAAAUAUUCGAUUCAAAUAAAUGAGCCAAUAGAGAACUCAUCAAUUUUACAAAACAAACAUUCAUAUUUAAGCUUUAACGGAAUGAGUGUUUUGGUAGGUACUUCAAGAAAGAAAUUCUUAGGUACACUCAUUGGUCAGACUGAAAAUUUACCAGCUGAAAGAAUUUUGGCUACUGCUGCUACUACUACUGCUUGUAUUGAACAACAUACUGAUAUUUUAAGAGUUCAUGACGUUAAAGAAGCAAAUGAUGUUGUGAAAGUAAGUGAUGCUAUAUACAAAAACAUUAUAUAG
Lodderomyces jiufengensis is the source of this 2388-nucleotide messenger RNA. RefSeq names its product trifunctional dihydropteroate synthetase/dihydrohydroxymethylpterin pyrophosphokinase/dihydroneopterin aldolase (gene FOL1). The record is from RefSeq and is a predicted model, not a curated record. The transcript has a single exon. Gene Ontology annotation, cellular component: mitochondrial envelope. Lineage: Eukaryota; Fungi; Ascomycota; Pichiomycetes; Serinales; Debaryomycetaceae. Gene Ontology annotation, molecular function: 2-amino-4-hydroxy-6-hydroxymethyldihydropteridine diphosphokinase activity; dihydroneopterin aldolase activity; dihydropteroate synthase activity. Gene Ontology annotation, biological process: tetrahydrofolate biosynthetic process. Bases 1 to 2388 code for a protein of 795 amino acids.